AUGCAGGUGCCUAGAGUGAGGCAACUGCGUGUUCAAGGAGGUGGUGCUGAGGAUAGUCCUGCUCCACAGGGAAGCCCUGAGCCCAGCGCCCAAAGGUCACCACCAAGCUCAGAAAAGGUGCAGUCCAGUUUGUCUAAGUUUUUUGGCAGCACACCUGAACAGCAGCUAUCUCAGCCAACGCCACCCAGCUUCACCAAAAACAUCACUAAGAGGCAAAGGCUCAGCAGAUUUGCAGAAGAUGCUCUGAGAGAGAGAGAAGAGCACCUUAGAAGAAUUGCUGAGCUGGAAGCUGAGAAGGCUGAGACCAAUGAGGCAUUGGAAGAAGUUGCUAGGCUCAACAAACUAAAGAGCAACAAGAGAAAGACUGGGAGGCCUAGAAAACCUGAGGAAGAUGUGGCAAGAGGCAGGAAGAGGCCAGGCACCCAGACUGAGCGUCUUGAGGUCACAGCAGCAACAAAGUACAAGUACUGCUGUGAGAUGGAGUUAGCUCAGAAGGAGUUUGUUGAUAAGAAAGACUUCUGGAAAGCAAUGGUGAGAAGGUAUGGACUGACUAAGCAGCAGCUCAUGAGCAUGCUCAGCAAGAAAGAGCAUUGGUUUCAGCUCAGCAAGCAGCAACCAAAGCUGAAAGGACUCAGAAAGCAGGAGAAGACUAGCAGAAAGAGGGCCUUUGGAGCAGGUAGGAAGGUUCCCUUCUCUGACAUCAUUGCUGGGAUGAGGCAAUGGCUCUCAGUUGAAAGGGCUUGUGGGCACAGCAUCGCGAAGGCUGAUCUGGCAGCUGAGUAUCUGGCUAGGCUCCAGCUGUCAGCUGAGAAGCUCAAAGAAGAGGCUGAGCAUAGCAAGGCUCUCACUCCCUUGCAAAAGGGCGAGCUUUUGCAUGAGGCCUCAGAAAGGUUGCAGAGGAAAAGCAAGCUUCUGGAGAAGCCUGGCUACAAGAAGUCUUUCGUCAGAAAGCUCAUUGACUGGCUGGGCGCCAAGUAUGUCUCAGCUGAAUUAGUGACCAACAUUUCUGAGACUGAGAGCAAGACCAGGUGCCUCCUGACUUGGCAGGAGUUUGACAAGACCUUGUGGUUGGCCACCUGUGCCGCAGCUGAGACCUUGAAGGCCUCAGACAGAGUGGCAUCUCCUGAGGACUUUGUCUCAGCGCGUCCUCACCUUGUCAUAGGCUUCUCAGAUCAGAUUCCUCUGUGGGCCAAGGCCACUGGCAGGAAAGCUAUCUUUGCUGAGGAAGAGAUCCAGAAGCCUGAGCACAUCAAAGACUUCUCAGAAGUGAGGCAAGCCAUUUUGGAUAUUAUGCACUCAGAUGACCCUGCUGAGAUGGUGGUGCAACCACUGGAAAAGAAGCAGAGCUUUGAGUCAGCCACACCACCAACAAAAAGGCAGCUCAGCUUUCCUUCCUCAAACCCAAGUCCACCCAGCAGUAUUGUGAGGAAGCUCAGCUUUGGGGAGGCAGCAGGGUCUUCUGAGCAAGUGGUGCCUGCCACACCUGAGGAACAGCCAGAACCUGACAACAGCAGUCAGCGUGCAGUGGCACCUGCAAUCCCUGACAAGGAGGCCUCAGCCACCACCAUCAUUGGGGUGUCAGGUGAUGAGCGCUUUCGCAUCACCUAUGAAGCAAGGCUCAGCAACAUCUCAGAGGGUGGCACUUGGCUGAAGACUGAGAGCUUCCAGGCUGAGCAGUACCCAUGCUCAAUGUGGAUGAGAGACUGCUUCAGCUCAGUGUUCACUGACUCAGCUGCUGAAGCCAUGGCUUUGGCCAACCAGCUAAGAAAGCUGGAGGAGCUGCUGUCUCAGAAAUGGGCCCAGGAGUUGAAGCUUGAGAUGGGCACUAAGAGGUACAAGCCUGAGUACCUCAGUGACAGACUCAAAUGGCUCAACAGUGAAGGUGUGCAAGUAGAUGCUGACUGGAAUUUGAGCGAGGUGGCUAAGAGCAUCACAGACCUUCAGGUAUGGGACUAUUUUCACCCUGAAGAUGAAGAUGAGACAGGAGAGCUUCAGAUCACAGAUGCCCUCAAUGAGGAUUUGGAGCUGGAGCUCCAAAACUCCUUGUCAUUGAGGCUGAGUCCUGCAUUGAGGCGAGCUGGCCUCAGGAGAUUGGGCACCAAGCAGUACAAAGAAGCGAAGCUCUCAGAAAAGAAGAACCCCAAGCACAGGGCAGGUAGGGCUAAGCUGAGGAAAGCUCACAGGAGCAAGUUGGUAAAGGGUUUGGCUCUGAAGGUUCAGUCCCAGUCCAGAAGAGAAGCCUUAGCAGAGAUCAAGCCUGAAGCUCAGCAGAAGAAGAAGAAGGCUCAGAAACCUUCCCUGGUCUUGAAGGCAGCACUGAAGAUGAAAGCAAGUGCCAAGACUAAGCCAAGCCUGCACUCCAAGCCCUCAGCUGUUGCAAAGGCAGAGAAGAAGAUUGCUCUCAAGGCCAAAGCUGACAAGGAGCUGCGCGCAGCUGAGAAGAUUGCUGCUGAGGAGGCACCACCCCUGCCACCCCCAGCAGAAGGCCCUCCAGCCAGCGAGGAAGAUAGCCUUCUUCACACUGAUGUUGUGGUGAUCUCAGAGGCAGCUGGCAAGACCAGUUUUGGCAAGGUUGGCAACCUCAUGUCCUUCUCUUCUUCCUCAGGAGCCUACACCUUGCUGAGUGACACUGGUGCAUACCAGGUGAUGCCUGAGUGGCUGGAACCCAAGGACAGCAAGCCUGCUGUCAAGCCAGUCCAGUGGCCCAAGUGGAGCCAGCUCAGCAAAAAGGACACCAAGCUCAUCUUGACUCAGCUCAGCAGCAACCCUGAGGAUCAGAGCUCCCUGCAGUUUGAUGAAUGGUCCUACCACACAGUCCUCCCAUGCCCUCAGGAUGUUGCUGAGGUUGAAGACCAGCACCUGUGGUUGGGCUGGGUUCUGCUGAGGUGGAUGCUGAGCAAGAGCAACUUGCCAAGCUGUGAGGAGUUGGGGAUCAACUGUGUUGAUCCCAUCCUCAGCAAGCUGCUGAAUGAUCAGGAUGACCCCUAUCAGCUAGCAGCCUUAGAGGCUGGUGUUCAGAGCUGCUGGCUUGAGUCCACCAAGGUUCUCUUAGUUCCCAUCUAUGCAUCCUUCCACUGGACCCUGCUGGUGGCUAAGCGCGAAGGCCCUCAGCACCCCAUAGCAUGGACAAGGUAUGACAGCCUCAGCCAAGAACAUGCUGAGUCCCACCCUGUCCAGCUGAGAAUGGGGAAGCUGCUGGAUCCUCAGUUUGAGCUGCCACCUCUCAAGAAUGUGGCCAAGCAGCCCAUUGGCUCCAAUGCCUGCAGGUUGGAAAGCAUGGAAGGAAAGGCUCAACAAAGCUUGUGGCAAGCUAGCCUCAGAGGCUGA
Messenger RNA from Durusdinium trenchii, 3327 nucleotides. The record is from the annotation of a GenBank genome assembly. NCBI's taxonomy places the organism in Eukaryota, Dinophyceae, Suessiales, Symbiodiniaceae.